Messenger RNA from Penicillium salamii, 708 nucleotides. Lineage: Eukaryota; Fungi; Ascomycota; Eurotiomycetes; Eurotiales; Aspergillaceae. The record is from the annotation of a GenBank genome assembly.
AUGACUCUUCCGGCAAAUGUUCAUAUCUCUUCUCACCCUUGUCUCCAAGCCAAGCUCUCUUUAAUCCGCUCAUCCUCCACUACUCCCCGCGAGACGCGAGGCCUAGUCCAUGAUAUUGCCAACAUCCUAGGUGUCGAGGCCUUUUCCGGGCUCAAGCUAGCUAAGACUGGAACUGACACCACCCCUCUCGGAGUCGAAUAUGAAACGCAGGGCAUUGAUCCAGCAGACCUGGCUCUAGUACCCAUCCUCCGCUCCGGCUUGGGCAUGGUCGAUGCUCUGAACGACCUUCUCCCCACCCCUGUCCCAGUUUACCACUUGGGCCUCUUUCGCGAAAAAGUCUCCCUCCGACCAGUAGAAUACUACAACAAUCUCCCCUUCCACCGGUCGGAGUUGUCGCCGGCAUCCCCCGCAUCUCUGAACCCAACCACCAACACCGCAGCCGCCACACUGGCUGUCCUGCUAGACCCUGUUAUUGCAACCGGUGCAACAGCCGAGGCCGCAAUCCAGUUGCUCCGUGAUUGGGGCGUUAAGAAGGUCAUCAUGCUUAGUGUGCUUGCUUCGGAGGAGGGCAUUCAGCGUGCUGCGGGCACUUGGGAUCAGGUUGAGGUUUAUGUGGGUGGUAUUGAUAAGGCUGUUAAUGAGAAGGGUAUGAUUGUGCCUGGACUUGGGGAUAUUGGUGACCGACUGUUUGUCGCUGUUGGCAAGUAG